CCAAUAUAGAGGGCGGAAAGAGUUAAGGUGACCCAUUGCCUUUGGACAGCGGCGAGAAUCUGACAAUUUACGAUGAUUCGAUUCAUCUUGAUCCAGAAUCGUGCCGGCAAGACGAGGCUUGCCAAGUGGUACAUGUCAUUUGAUGACGAUGAGAAACAGAAGUUAAUUGAGGAAGUCCACGCACUGGUCACAGUCAGAGAUGCUAAACAUACCAAUUUUGUAGAAUUUCGUAAUUUUAAGAUAGUUUACAGAAGGUAUGCUGGUCUCUACUUCUGCAUAUGCGUUGAUGUAGGUGAUAACAAUUUAUCAUAUCUAGAAGCAAUACACAACUUUGUAGAGGUACUUAAUGAAUAUUUCCACAAUGUUUGUGAACUGGACUUGGUCUUCAACUUCUACAAGGUGUACUCGGUGGUCGAUGAAAUGUUCCUGGCUGGUGAGAUACGAGAAACAAGUCAAACAAAGGUCCUGAAACAAUUAACGAAUCUGUCACAACUAGACUGAAGGGAGGGAAGGGGAUAAUAUUGUAUGAGAAUUGGAGUAAAUAUGAGUAGUUAAAGUAGUCUUCUUUUGCUCUUUCCUCAAAGUUCAUAAAAACAGAAGUCUAUUUUCUUAAGUGCUCUCUUUUCGAAAAAAGGAAAGCAGUUAACUAAUGAAAUUCUGAUAACCACCAACCAAAUACAUUCUCAUAAAAUACAACUUCAAUAUGUCUUUGUUUUGUUAUUUUUACCUUCACAAAGACUGUUCAUGAUCUGUCUCGGGCUGUUGUGUAAGCUUGUUUCGACAGAUUGGUUGUGUUUUCGAAAGAUUAUUUAUCAAAAUGAGUUUGUAAUGACAGGUUUUAAGGCAAAUUAAUAUUACUUUAAAACUUCAUUGUCCAUGUGAUAAAGGCAAAGCUACCCGAAAACUAACGUCAUUGAAAUUCAAAGCAUGGUCAGGAUACUAUGCCAAACAAAUCCAGUGAACUCUAUUUUUUAGAUGGAACACUCUAAAUGAUACCAUCAAAAGUAUUACAUGUUUUUUUAACCAGGGCCAAAUUUUAUGGAGCAGCUUAAGCAGAAAAUAAUUGCUUCACAAUGUUCUGCUAAGUUGGAAUGAUCAAAAUACCAGUCACAAAUUGUUCGUGGGAUGGGGUAUUUUAGCUGGUAACCUUAUUCUGCUAAGCAUAAUUCUGUUCUGCUAAGCUAUUUGUUGUUCUCAAGCAGCUCUGUUAAAUUGGAUCAAUGAGUUUGUAGGUACAUUUAAAUUUUUCGAAACUGAAUGAGAACUGUCUACCAUAAUCAUGAUGAAUUUGUAUUUAGUUUUUAUUGGUUUUUCUUACAUGGGCAAUAUCUAAAUUUAAUAAUUGAAUUAUAAGUCAUAUAAAGUUUAUGUAACCCUAGUCUUGGUGCAAGACGUCCUUGGCGUUUUUUCUUUGCUAUCUAGCAAAUAUUGAACAUCAAUAGACCAUGUGAACCUUGUUUAUACAAUAAGUGUGACCUUGUACAUUCUUUGAGUAUUCUGGCAGACAAUAUACUACACUGGACCUAUGAGAAAGUUGACAUUUUGUGUCAUACUUUCCACAUAAAACCAAGAGUUAUGAAAGUAAAAGCUGGUCAAGUUUUGAGAUGUGCCCCCUUUCAUCAUAUCAAAAGUUGAUAUCAAAAGGAAUUAGACAUUGCAAUCUCAAUAAAAUAUUAGAUUUUAUGUUUUCUUCCAUUGAGCUGUGUAUAAAUCAUGCCUGCAGGAAGUCCAGGCUCUGUGGCUCUUUUGUAAACAUGUGAUGUCACAGGUCACAACGCCUAUACAAAUACACUGUACAGCGCGCUGAUGAACACAAGCUCAAUCAUGUGUAUAGUGCGCCCUCUAUUGACAGAGCCGAAUCUAUGACCAAUCGGUAGGGGGAAAAAAAACGCUAAAAGUUUCAUGCACCAAGACUAUUGUAACCCAUGUACAUGUCACUAGUUUCAUUUGCAGCUUCCCAUGUACAUGUAAUGCCAUAGUGUUUUACAAGAAAUUUGUAUAGGAUGUCAGUUUUAAUGUUUAGUGAUCAACUUUGUAUUACAUUUUUGUUAGAAUUCCUUACAUCUCCUACCGUUUGACAUAAGUAGAGUUUUUGACAUAAUGUGCCGUAACUUUUGCACCCAUAGUAACUACAAUUGCCUAAUUACCAAAAUGACUUUUAGUUAAAGAAACUGGAUUCUGGUUGCAUACUUUGCCUAAAUAACAGGGGAUAGCCAAUGACCCCACUGUGACUGUAGUUAACCAUUUCCAUCCAAUGACUGAACUGGGCUGCAUUCCAGCUAUGGUUAGCAUGGUGUGCACUUGUUUCAGUGUUUGGCCAUAUGGCCAGUUAGCUUGUCGUAUCAUCUGUCAGUCAGCCUUUUUCGGUCGUCCAUACUUCGUAUAAAUUAGGAAUGUUUUUCAACACUGAACUGAUUAGCUGAGACCAGACCACUCGGAGAGAAUUCUGAGCAGUCCUACAGUAUUAAACAAAACAUGCUGGUGAAUUUUGAUAUUGGGUUGGGGUGGUUAAGAAGCUUUGGGAUUCUUCCGAGGGAUGUUUGUAGCUCUUUAGUUGAUAGACAUGUGUAUGGUUAGCAAGGUUCAACCCCCCCCCCCUGCAAAAUACAACAAUUUAAAAGUCAGGAAUUCAGACCCCAAAAAACAAAAAGAAAACAAAGACACAAUUAGAAUACUGUUAUUUUAGUAUAAGAUGGAAGCCAUGAUUGUAUUUCUGCCAUUAGUACUUUGUUAAACCCAGUGUAAAUAUGUAUAACUCUAUAUUGUAAGACCUAAAAAAGUUCAUAAUGUAAUCUAGGAAGUGUAGUGUGUAAUACACAUGUACAUGUAUUAUAUAAAAGACAAAUACAUUAUUGCUAGUGUAAUUGAUCACAGUUCAAUCAAACGAUGGACAAGUUUUACCUUGUAUGUUAAUUGCAUGUACAAUACUAAGGAAGUUAACUCAGAAAUAUUUCCAUUUGAUACAGUAAUAGUGAAGUUGUUUCAUUUUCACACAUGAAAUUCUAUUCUUGUGUCCACAAUAUUCUAGAUGAAUUUUUUUUAUGGGAAUAUCAAAAGAUUCCAGUUUAGGUUUGACAUUUACCUUUAAUCAUUUGCAAGAAUUAUAAGCACUUUCACUCAACAACCAAGUGGUUAAGCUAUACCCUUCAUCGACAAUGUGACCAAAUUGUUUAAAUGAUUAAAUAAUGGUUCCUCAUGUAAAUGUUAUUUGUCAUUUUAUGUCGGUCAUUUAUUGGUUCUGUGUCUACUCUGAUGUGUAGUUUUGGAUCAGUGCCUCCAUAUGAAGGUAUUAAAGGUCGACAUGAGAAACGGCUUUAUGUGUUGUUAACUUUGCCACUCAUCAAGUUAAGUAUGAGCCCUUUGAAAACAGGGCUUCAGCUCUGGCGUAGUGACUAGUCUCUGUUUUCAUACUACUUGACAAAGCAAAAGCCUGAACUUUGGUUUCAAAAAGGGCUAUUGAGUCCUCUGGCAUUUUACAAUACCGGGCCCAACUUCAUAAGAGCUGAUUAUUUAUAAGCAGAAGAAAUUGUUGACAUUUUUCUGCUAAGAAGAAGUGAGCAGGACACCAGUCACAGACUGUACAUGUGACAUGGUACUUAGACUGGUAACCAUAAUUUUGAUGCUUAAGCAGCUCUUCGAAAAUUGACCCAAGUGUCAGAUACACACAUGGUACAAUCAUUCCAAUCCAAGUGUGAACAAGAUGUUUGCCCAACUUAAGUUACUUUUAACUUGUUUGUAACUGAUUAAUUUUACAAAUUAAUUCAAGUUUCAAUGAACUAGUUCUAUAAAUAUGCGUUUACUAAUCGGUGAGCUUUGAUCGAGUGGGCUUUCAAUGUAGCAGUUUAUCGGACAAUUUCCAAAGCUGGUCUUUCCUUUAACUACAUAUGCAUGCCAUGUACCAAGUGUAAACUUUAUAUUAAAUAUUUUUUUUGACCACCUUAGAACCAUGGAUUAUGUUCUCCUAAGGCCUCAUUAAUGUGAUAAAUUGGGAAUAAAGUAAUAUAACUGUAAUGUAAA
This is a messenger RNA of Asterias rubens (European starfish), 4017 nucleotides long. Its product is annotated as AP-2 complex subunit sigma. NCBI's taxonomy places the organism in Eukaryota, Metazoa, Echinodermata, Asteroidea, Forcipulatida, Asteriidae. The transcript has 4 exons. The coding region runs from base 73 to 501 and encodes 142 amino acids. Gene Ontology annotation, cellular component: membrane coat; AP-2 adaptor complex; intracellular membrane-bounded organelle. The record is from RefSeq and is a predicted model, not a curated record. Gene Ontology annotation, molecular function: clathrin-cargo adaptor activity. Gene Ontology annotation, biological process: clathrin-dependent endocytosis; intracellular protein transport.